CGGACCGCGAGCAGGGACGCGAACUCUCGACGCCCCGCCACCCACCGGCCGCCACCUACCGCGCGUCUUCCGGCGAAACCCGCGCCGCUCCCACGGAGAGCGCGAGAGACGUGGCCCUGAGCGAAGGCGCCCCGAUAAUCAUCCUUGUUGAGGGGGCGAAGCAGUAAUCAGGGUUAGCGCAGAGAGAGCGAGAGAUGAGCGACGAAGGGCGCGCGGACACGAGCAGCAUGCUCUUCAGCGUCCACAAGCACCUCCAGGCGCGCUGCGCGGAUCGCAGCGCGGCCUACCUGGCGUGCAAGAAGAACGAUCAGAACCCGGCCGCGUGCCUCGAGGAGGGCGCCAAGGUGACCGGGUGCAUGCUCGACCUCCUCAAGGAGCUCAAGGGGAAGUGCCCGGACACGCUCAACAAGUACGCGGCGUGCAUGGACUACAGGAGCAACCAGUUCACGAAGUGCAGGGCGGAGCAGGCGGCGUUCGAGAAGGAGUGCCCCAUCUGAAGAACGGGAAGGGUCGGGUGAGAGGAGGGAGCAGGCCGAUGCUCCGAUCGGCCGGGUGUUCUCACAGGUCGUUUUUCGCCCCGAGCGGCAGUACCAGUCACCACUCAUUGCAACAUAUUCGAUGUAUUCUCUC
Messenger RNA from Micromonas commoda, 630 nucleotides. RefSeq lists its product with no specific name. Gene Ontology annotation, biological process: mitochondrial electron transport, NADH to ubiquinone. Bases 195 to 497 code for a protein of 100 amino acids. The record is from RefSeq and is a predicted model, not a curated record. The transcript has a single exon. Lineage: Eukaryota; Viridiplantae; Chlorophyta; Mamiellophyceae; Mamiellales; Mamiellaceae.